AUGGUUUUGCCGGACCACACACUAACCCCCCCGGGGCGAGACAAGCAACCCUUUCAGUUACGGAUUUCGCUUCAACGCACCAGCAGCAUCAUGGAGCAACGACGGCCAACGACGUUCGAAGAGUUCUCGCGACAACGCGCCGAGUUCCUAGUCCGCGAACAGGACCGUGGCCUUGGGUCCGAUCUCGUGCUCAGUGCGGACGAGCAGCGCCUAAACCGGUACGUGAUGCAGCUGAAGCAGCAGGAACUGGCCAAGGGUGUCGAUAACCCGCAAGAGCUCAUCUCCGGUCGGCACUUCUUCGAAAUCCUGGACCGCAUCAAUGGCGAUCCACUGUUCCGGUUGAUCCAGAAGAUGCCGAAAGGUGGCAUCCUGCAUGCCCACGAUACGGCCAUCGGUAGCCGGGAGCUGAUAGUGCGUGCGACACGCCACGACCAUCUGUGGCAGUGUGGCAACGUUACCGAUCGUUCGGACGCUGAUCCGAUGCCGUCAUUCAAGUUUGCCCGCUCGAAACCAACCGUGGCGACGGAUGGGAAGGGCGAAUGGUGCCUUGUGGCGGACGUGCGGAAGUCGAUCGGUGACGAAGCGUACGAUGAAGCGAUCCGCAAGAUGUUCACGCUGUACACGCCGGAUCCGCUGAACGCUUACCGUGACAUCAAUGACGUGUGGCGCCGGUUUAUGGCGAUGUUCAUCAGCUUCGAACCGAUGGUUACGUACCGGCCGGUCUGGGAGGAGUACUUCUACGGUUCGCUCGAGGAACUGCUGGCCGACAAUGUGACGUACCUGGAGUUCCGUGGACUACUACCUCCGGUGUACGACUUGGACGAUCGACGCUACGGCCCCGAAGAGAUCGUCCAGAUGUACGUCGAUCAGUCGGCCAAGUUCCUGCGGGCCCAUCCCCAGUUCCUAGGAGUCAAGUUCAUCUACGCACCGUUGCGCUUCUGCGACGAUGCCACCUUCGAUGGAUACCUGGAGCUCGUCCAGAAGCUGAAGUCACGCUUUCCCACCUUCAUCGCCGGCUUCGAUCUAGUCGGCCAGGAGGACCUUGGCCGACCGCACACCGACUUUAACGAGCGUCUGCUUCGUCUGUCGCCCGAAAUCAACUUCUUCUUCCAUGCCGGCGAAACCAACUGGAGUGGCCGACGCGAUGAAAACUUGGUCGAUGCCAUCCUGCUCGGUACGAAACGUAUCGGACACGGAUUCGCCGCCCUAAAGCAUCCGGCCGUACUGGAGGAGAUCAAGCGGCGCAACAUCUGCAUCGAGCUGAACCCGAUCUCUAAUCAGGUGCUUAAGCUGGUGCAGGACUUCCGUAACCAUCCGGCGGCUUUCUACUUUUCCGACAACUACCCCGUCGUCGUAUCGUCCGAUGAUCCCUCGUUCUGGAGUGCGGCACCGCUCAGUCACGAUUUCUACGUCGCGUUCAUGGGCCUAGCCUCGGCUCGGGCUGAUCUACGGUUGCUGAAGAAGUUGGCCCUUAACUCGAUCGAAUAUAGUUCGAUGAGCGUCGAAGAGAAGGCUUCGGCAAUUGAACGUUGGACCGCGGCCUGGAACACGUUCGUUCAGGAGGCACUGCGAACGAUACCGACCGAGAACUGAACCGGUCUUUGGCCGCCGAUGAUGCCGACGUUAACAGUAUUUCUUUUCUGGCAAAUAUUUUACACAAAUAAUACACCAAAAACGAUCUCCUCAUCAAGGACUUUCCAGUGACUUCGUACCGUUCCGUGAGACUCUUUCGUUAGUGCCAUUUUCAGACUUCAUCCAUCUUCUGACGCUCGGACCAACCCACACCACUCCACUCAAUCUAACACUCAAUUAGUAGAAUGUGCCAACCGAGGAUUUCUGAGUCCGUGUUCUCUUGGUGCUGGCCUUCAACAUGGCCUUCACCGUGUUGGACCAGCGCACCCCAUACCCAUAUGUUGACCAUAAAAUCCUAUGUUUAGCAACGGAAUGGCACACACUCUUGGCCACACUUUCGCCCCAUCGCCAGAGCCUGGUGGGUAUCGGUUACAGCCAGAGAGGUGGAGUGUGUCCAGUGGUGUUAAAAGAUGCUCUCCCGAUGACGCGACCAUAGCACGACGAGCGGUCAGAGCUCACCCGCAAUGGUCCGAAAGAAUCGCCUUCGAAACCAUCAACAAAUUGGCCCUCUCGCUGCUCUUCCGAGUCCAUUCCGAGUCCAUCUCGUGCACGAUGGGCAACCAGAUGAUGCUGAUGCGAUGUUGCUGGGUGAAGACGUUCGCCAAGACGUUCCAUUCCGUCCGUCCGUCCGUCCGUCCGUUCGUCCUUUCCAGCGUCCGAGAAAGAAAACGAAGUUGAGGGAGGAAAUGAAAAUAUCGUUACAUUAUGAAGCGACCAGCAACGACUUCGGAAUGAGCAGGACGUGCCCCGACUGACCAAGCACGACCAUCGAGGAGUCAUUUUGUCGUUGUGGGUUCGUUUACCACUGACCACUGCUACCACCGCUACUGCUACUACCACCGGGGUCCAAUCCGGGUGAGGGGCUGAGCCAAUCAUAUAUCACCAUGGUCCUGGAGUAAGGCAAAGACCCUCCACUAGGGAGGGAAGGAUGUGCGGUGCGGUGCGGUCCAUUCGCCGAUUUGUUCCGAGCGAUGGAGAAACCGGGCAGGACCCGGGAUCGGGCGGAAAAAAUAUCGAGCGAAAGAAACGUGACGACAUUUCACAUACAUUUUUUCCACGUCGUCGAUAAAUCACGAGAUUCACACCUCGGGCGCGGUGUAGUGAGAAAGAGAGAGAGGCCAGGCGGCCGCCUGGAAUGGCUGGUCUUACCGCCGGGCAUAAAGUGAUUGGGAGUGUUAUUUAUUAACUAAUUGCUGGAAUCCGUCAUUUGAUUACUCGGCUCGGCGAUGCCAGCGUGGCCCGGCGUGUCGUGGAAGUUCGUCGGUUGCCGGAAAUGGCAUAAGAUGCUCGCUUUAAGAUGGUGCGUUGUGAGUUUAAUAGCACGGAUAAUUGGGCCACUUAACGCAAAACAGAUGUUACGUUCAGAAGUGUAUGCGGGUAUGUUUUUCACUUUUUUCAUAAUUUCCAUUUUC
This is a messenger RNA of Anopheles darlingi, 3044 nucleotides long. RefSeq names its product adenosine deaminase 2-like. NCBI's taxonomy places the organism in Eukaryota, Metazoa, Arthropoda, Insecta, Diptera, Culicidae. Gene Ontology annotation, biological process: adenosine catabolic process; inosine biosynthetic process. The record is from RefSeq and is a predicted model, not a curated record. Gene Ontology annotation, molecular function: adenosine deaminase activity.